Molecule: messenger RNA, 1401 nt
Organism: Priceomyces carsonii
Lineage: Eukaryota; Fungi; Ascomycota; Pichiomycetes; Serinales; Debaryomycetaceae
Gene: APM4
Product: Apm4p
Exons: 1
Coding region: 1-1401 (466 amino acids)
Biological process (GO): intracellular protein transport; clathrin-dependent endocytosis
Cellular component (GO): AP-2 adaptor complex; cytoplasmic vesicle
Molecular function (GO): clathrin-cargo adaptor activity
Source: RefSeq, a predicted model, not a curated record
AUGAUUACUGCGUUAUUUAUAUUCGAUUCGAAAGGUGAUGUUCUUAUGUCAAAGCUUUACAAAAGUGGCUUAAAAAGGAAUAUCGCUGAUGUUUUUCGGAUUCAAGUUAUCACUAGCACUUCGAAGAGUUCAUACGGCAAUAGCGCAAACGAUCCUCGUUCUCCGGUACUUACAUUAGGGUCCACAUCAUUUAUCUAUAUCCGCUCAGGCCUACUUUGGAUAUGCGCGGUAACUAGAUCUAAUCAAGACUGUUCCACAAUCCUUGAAUUUUUGUAUAACCUCGAGGCUCUACUUAGAUUGUUGUUGAUUCGUGGAAAUGACAAUAAGAGGCCGCUAACAGAUGAGACAAUCAUUAACAAUUUUGCAUCUAUUUUUGAAUUAUUGGAUGAGGUUAUAGAUUUUGGUUAUCCAACUAAUUUGGAAUUGAGCUAUUUGAAGAAUUUAGUUACCGCUCUUCCAUCAAGUGACAAUAUAUUUAAGUUACCCAGCAACGUACUAAGGACUUCAACUUCGGUUAGCCAGGUAUAUAAUAAUACCAAGAAGUUAAUACAGAAUAGCCUGGAAAUAACAUGGAGGGAUUCUGGAAUAAAAUAUAGGCGAAAUGAAAUUUUCCUAAAUGUGGAAGAAAAAAUUAAUGUACUAAUGAAUAAACAGGGAGAAUUAUUGAGAGCAUACGUUGAUGGAGCGAUACAAAUGAAGACUCAUUUAUCUGGAAUGCCUGAAUGUCAGCUUGGUUUAGGAGACGACAGCAUAUUACUAGGAUCUCUCGAUGCAGAACCAUCUCUUUCGAAUUCUGGUAAUGUCACUUUAGAAGAUAGUAAGUUUCACCAAUGUGUUGAAUUAAACAAAUUUGACUCAAAAAGGAUAAUCCAGUUUGUUCCUCCUGACGGGGAAUUUCAAUUGAUGUCAUAUCACUGCAUUCUGAAUGUUCAUUUACCAUUCAAAGUUUAUUCUCAAGUUCAAGAACUGGGCAAGCUGAAAAUAAGUUACAAAAUUAGAAUUGUGUCAUCGUUUCCAUCUAAGAUUGCAGCGACGAAUGUACAACUUAAAAUUCCUACCCCAAAAGGGGCUCUUAAAUCUUACUCCACAAACUCGGGAGGAAAGUCAAAAUUUCAUCCAGAGGAGAAUGUGCUAAUUUGGAAAUUUAACAAGUUCUUCGGAGAUCUGGAACAUGUGCUUACAGCAGAAGUGGAUUUCUCUGGCACAAAGGAUAAUGUAGACUCAAGCAACUCGUUUCUCAUGUGGUCUCGACCACCAAUCAAGUUGGAGUUUGUUCUCGAUAUGUUUUCCUGUUCAGGAUUGACGGUCAAAUUUUUAAGAGUUCAAGAGAAAACUAACUAUAGAACAGUUAAAUGGGUUAAGUAUGCAACCUAUUCAGGGUCUUAUGAUAUUCGAUACUAG